AUGCCGCCGGGCGGAUGGUGCCUGCUUUGCUUUGGCCUGGUCCUGUCCUCCGUCUGCGCCUCCGCUGAGUCUGCGGCGCCCAGCAACUUGACCACAGCUCCUUUGAAUGUCCUUCUGAUCAUCGUUGAUGACCUGCGCCCCUCCCUGGGCUGUUAUGGGGACAAGCUUGUAAGGUCCCCAAACAUCGACCAGCUGGCAUCCCACAGCCUCCUCUUCCAGAAUGCCUUUGCCCAGCAAGCAGUGUGCGCCCCGAGCCGUGUGUCCUUCCUCACUGGGAGGAGACCAGACACCACCCGCCUGUAUGACUUCAAUUCCUACUGGAGGGUACAUGCUGGAAACUUCUCUACCCUCCCCCAAUACUUCAAGGAGAAUGGCUACGUGACCAUGUCGGUUGGAAAAGUCUUUCAUCCUGGAAUAUCUUCCAAUUAUAGUGAUGAUUCUCCAUAUAGCUGGUCUAUUCCACCUUAUCAUCCCUCCUCUGAAAAGUAUGAGAACACCAAGACGUGUAGGGGGCCAGACGGAGAACUUCAUGCCAACCUGCUUUGCCCUGUGGACAUAGCGGAUGUGCCAGAGGGCACCUUGCCUGACAAACAGAGCACUGAGCAAGCCAUACGCUUGUUGGAAAAGACAAAAACAUCAACCCGUCCUUUCUUCCUGGCUGUUGGGUAUCAUAAGCCACACAUCCCCUUUAGAUACCCCAAGGAAUUUCAAAAGCUGUAUCCCUUGGAGAACAUCACCCUGGCUCCUGACCCCGAGGUCCCUGCUGGCCUCCCUCCCGUGGCCUACAACCCCUGGAUGGACAUCAGGCAGCGAGAGGACGUCCAGGCCUUGAACCUGAGUGUGCCCUAUGGCCCAAUUCCUGUGGAUUUUCAGCGAAAAAUCCGCCAGAGCUACUUUGCCUCCAUUUCAUAUUUGGAUACGCAGGUUGGCCACCUUUUGAGUGCUUUGGAUGAUCUCCAGCUGGCCAACAGCACCAUCAUUGUGUUUGCCUCAGAUCACGGAUGGGCACUGGGUGAACAUGGAGAAUGGGCCAAAUACAGCAAUUUUGACAUCACGACGCGUGUGCCCUUGAUGUUCUAUGUUCCCGGGAGGACAGCUCCACUUCCAGAGGCAGGCGAGAAGCUUUUCCCUUACAUCGACCCUUUCAGUUCUGUCCAGGAAUUGAUGGAGCCAGGCCGGCAAGUCACGGACCUCGUGGAACUUCUCUCUCUCUCCCCCACGCUCGCAGGACUCGCAGGACUGCAUGUUCCACCUCGCUGUCCUGUUCCCUCAUUUCACGUUGAGCUGUGCCGAGAAGGCCAGAACCUUAUGAAGCAUUUUCAAGUCGAGGACGUGGAAGGAGACCCGCACCUUCGUGGUAAUCCCCGUGAGUCUAUUGCCUAUAGCCAGUACCCCCGGCCUGCAGACUCUCCUCAGUGGAAUUCUGACAAGCCGAGCUUAAAAGAUAUAAAGGUCAUGGGCUAUUCCAUACGCACGAUAGACUAUAGGUACACUGUGUGGGUUGGCUUCAGUCCCCAUGAAUUUCUGGCUAACUUUUCUGACGUGCAUGCAGGGGAACUGUAUUUUGUUGAUUCUGACCCUCUGCAGGACCACAACAUGUAUAAUGACUCCCAGGGCAAAGACCUCCUCCGAGCAUUUGAUGCCAUUUUUCUCGCCAACCACUGA
Molecule: messenger RNA, 1665 nt
Organism: Canis lupus familiaris (dog)
Lineage: Eukaryota; Metazoa; Chordata; Mammalia; Carnivora; Canidae
Gene: IDS
Product: iduronate 2-sulfatase
Exons: 9
Coding region: 1-1665 (554 amino acids)
Molecular function (GO): iduronate-2-sulfatase activity
Source: RefSeq, marked provisional